Molecule: messenger RNA, 1512 nt
Organism: Notolabrus celidotus (New Zealand spotty)
Lineage: Eukaryota; Metazoa; Chordata; Actinopteri; Labriformes; Labridae
Gene: fam107b
Product: family with sequence similarity 107 member B
Exons: 4
Coding region: 249-653 (134 amino acids)
Source: RefSeq, a predicted model, not a curated record
ACAUUUUCUAUGGGUCCUGCCUGAGAAUACGUGUGUGUCUGUGUGCUGGAGCAAUUGAACAGUUUACAAAAGCAGAGUCGCGCGGACACACCUCAAGCCCUGAAGAAGUGAUCCGGAGACGCGGCUGAUGUGGCCUGAACCACUUUGUCGUUUUAAAUAUUAAACAACUUGACUUGAAGAAGUCGCGUCGGGGUCGACUUUGAGAUCCCUGUGACCCUGGUCUGUCGCUGUCAGCAGGGAGGAGUGUCAUGGCGGAGCCCGACUAUUUGGACGGAGACUGUGAUGAGCUCAUCAAACCCAAGAAGCUGAUCAACCCAGUGAAGAACUCCCGAAACCACCAAGACCUGCACCGAGAGCUGCUCAUGAACCAGAAGAGGGGUCUGGCUCCUCAGAACAAACCUGAGCUGCAGAAAGUUCUGGAGAAGAGGAAGAGGGAGCAAGUUCUCAAGGCUCAGAGGGAGGAGCAGGAGGCCCACAAGAAAAGGAGCGACCUGGAGAUAGAGCUCAUGAAAAGACAACAGAAACUAGAGCAGCUCGAGCUGGAUCAGCAGAAAAUCGAGGAGGAUGAGGAGAACACCCCUGAGUUUGUAAAGAUGAAGAGCAACCUUCGCAGGACCAAGCUGGAGGCCAAUGAGGAGGAACGAACCACUUAAAAGCCAGCAGGGGUGUCUGGGUCUGGCUGAUUGUGCGCAUGUUUGUGAGCACAGAGACGUCACAAGUGUGUGUACAAAAAGAGAGAGAGAGUGUGUGGUGGUGACCCCACCGUGGUCCGAGAUGAACUUCCUGGCUUUUCCCAUCCUAGCUGUUGCUCCCUGCAGUGAGGAGAGAGACUUUACAUACUAAAGACCCCCCUCUGUCUGCCUGGCUGCCACGGACUGCCAGUAACUCACCUCUGGUUCUCACACAACAUCCAGCAGUACACAGCACCCCCUGCAGGAGGGACCAUAACACAGACAUGUUACAAGUCUUUCAAAGAGGGCAAGCAAGCUUCCAAGCUCUGAUGGAGACAGAACCAAACACAAAGACACACACGCAGGAGUUUUUUGUUCCCUCUGUUUUCACUCCUUUCUCCACAGAAAGCCGUUGUUUCGCUUAACUGUUUUUGAUGUUGUUAUUGUUGUUUAUUUUUGUCUCAUCUUCAGAAUCAAAUAAGAAAAAGUGGACACUGGAUGGACUCUUGAAGCUGUGUAAUGUAAAAGCCAAACAAAUGUGCUUUUGUUAUUUAUGUUUGUAGCUUUUAGCCCAGGUAUAGGGGAGGACACUUUUAGUCAUUCUGUGUUUUAGUUUGUUUAACAGCAUAGUUUAUGAAGCCAGAACAGGACAAAGGGAGUGUAUGAUUGUGUGAAAACUCAAAUUUGCUUUAUUAUUAUUUUAUUUUUUUUAAUUUUAAACAUGCCAUUUUCUCAGCUAAUGCAAUGUCGAGCAAUAGUGGAACUCCCAGGCAUGAGAGUGACCUUCUUCUUUAUAUAUUCUGUCGUUUUGUAUAAAUAAAAGUGUUACUUAAUAAUUUAA